UGUGUGUGUGUGUGACUGGACGUGUCAGGCGCGGAGUAUGGCUGUGAGGUCUCGCAGACCAUGGAUGAGUGUGGUGCUGGGGCUGGUGCUGGGCUUCACGGCGGCUUCGUGGCUGGUCGUCCCCAGGGUGGUGGAGAUCAACGGGAAAAGCAAGAAAUUCUCCAACAUCUGCUCCUCGUUGUUUAACCGAGCGGGACUGGGGAAGGCAAUGCUGGGCAGGAGCGGCAGCAGCAGCAGCAGCAGCAAGGAGGACGACGCGGAGGAGGAGGAGGAGGAGGAGGUGGAGAAGAAGAAGAAGGAAAGAGAGGAGGUGGGUAGAGGUGGUGGUGGUGGUGGAGGAGGAGAGGAGCAGAGGAGCCGCGGAGGGGGUCACGUUAAAAGCAAACAUUUCCUUUACGUGGGGNUCAUGACUGCCAAGAAGUACCUGGACUCCCGAGCGGUGGCCGCUUACAAGACCUGGGCACCCUCCAUCCCGGGCAAAGUCGAGUUCUUCUCCAGCGAGGGCUCCCAGGACGUGUCCACCUCCAGCCCCAUCCCCUUGGUCUCCCUGGCAGGAGUGGAUGACUCCUACCCUCCUCAGAAGAAGUCCUUCAUGAUGCUGAAGUACAUGCACGACCUGUACCUGGAGCGCUACGAGUGGUUCAUGAGGGCGGACGACGACGUGUACGUCAAGGGGGACAAAUUGGAAGAGUUCCUGAGGUCCCUGAACAGCAGUCAGCCUCUGUACCUGGGCCAGACCGGCUUGGGCACCAGCGAGGAGCUGGGCAAGUUGGCCCUGGAGCCCGGUGAGAACUUCUGCAUGGGGGGUCCCGGGAUGAUAUUCAGCAGAGAGGUGCUGAGGAGGAUGGUGCCUCACAUCGGGGAGUGCCUGCGGGAGAUGUACACCACACACGAGGACGUGGAGGUGGGCAGGUGCGUCAGGAGGUUCGGGGACACCCAGUGCGUCUGGUCCUACGAGAUGCAGCAGCUGUUCUAUGAGAACUAUGAGCACAACAAGAAAGGCUACAUUCAAGAUUUGCACAACAGCAAGAUUCACAAUGCUAUAACACUCCAUCCGAACAAACGACCUGCCUAUCAGUAUAGACUGCAUAACUACUUGCUGAGCCGCAAGGUGUCCGAACUCCGCCAUCGUACCAUCCAGCUGUAUAGAGAAAGCAUCUCCAUGAGCAAGCUCAGCAACACUGAAGUGCGCAAGGAAGAUCAACAACUUGGGAUGAUGCCGUCCUUCAUGCGAUUCCAGCCUCAUGACAGGGAUGAGGUCCUUGAAUGGGACUUUCUGACCGGAAAGCACCUUUUUACAAUGAGCGAAACGCAGAUCCCUCGGCAGGGCAUCAGCAGUGUGCUGCAUGCAGCGCUGGACGACGUGAUAAUGCAAAUCAUGGAGAUGAUCAACUGGAAUUCAAAGUCCAGAGGGCGAGUGAUUGAAUUCAAAGAGAUCCAGUAUGGCUAUCGAAGAGUUAAUCCCAUGCAUGGAGCAGAAUACAUUUUGGACCUGCUGCUGCUUUAUAAGAAGCAUAAAGGGAGAAAGGUGACCGUCCCCGUGAGGCGCCACGCCUACAUCCAGCAAUCCUUCAGCAAAGCGUUCAUGAUGGAGGCUGAAGAGUUGGAUGCAAAGAUGCUUGCAGAGAGCAUCAACAGCGACUCCCAGUCUUUCUCCUUUCUCUCAAACUCACUGAAAAUCUUCUCGCCAUUCCAGUUCACCGAGUCCACCAAAGAGGUCCAACAACAUGGUGACAAGAAGGUUCACAUUCUAGUUCCCCUCACGGAAAGAUACGAGACCUUUGUGCGUUUUAUGGAGAACUUUGAGAAGACAUGCCUUAUCUCAAAGCAGAAUGUAAAACUAACGGUACUCUUGUUCAACUCUGACUCCACCUCAGACAAAGGCAAGCAUGAGGAGCUAAUAAGAGACUUGCACCUUAAAUAUCCCAAGGCAGAUAUGACCAUUCUCCUUAUGGCAGGAGAGUUCUCCAGGGGUUUGGCCCUGGAAAUGGGCUCAUCUUCACUUCAUAAUGACAGUUUGCUGCUUUUCUGCGAUGUCGACCUGAUAUUUACUCCAGAAUUUCUGCAACGAUGCCGAGACAAUACAGUUCAGGGAGAGCAGGUUUAUUUUCCUAUAAUCUUUAGCCAAUAUGACCCCAAAAUAGUUUACAAUGGUAACCCUCCGGCUGAUAAUAACUUUGUUUUCACUAAGAAGACUGGUUUCUGGAGGGAGUAUGGCUUUGGGAUCGUAUGCAUACACAAAAGCGAUUUAUUACACGUUGGUGGGUUUGAUACCUCGAUUCAGGGUUGGGGAUUAGAAGACGUGGACCUGUUUACUAAGGUGAUCUCUUCUGGGUUGAAUGUCUUUAGAAGCCAGGAAAUUGGGGUGGUUCAUGUUUACCACCCUGUUCACUGUGAUCCAAACAUUGACCCUAAGCAAUACAAGAUGUGUUUGGGGUCCAAAGCAAGUACAUUUGGAUCCACAAUUCAGUUGGCUGAACUCUGGCUUGAAAAGCAUCUGAGUGGUGGAUAUAACAGAACGAUCUCCUGACGUUUCAGUUCUUUCUUUCCAUCUGUCUCUCGAAGGGUUUUACCUCAGAUUUCUACGGUGUUCGGCUUACAGUUCCCCAGGCACCUUUUCCAAAGAACACUUUUAAAACAUUGGGACAAGGUGAAUAACAUUUAUAAAUAUUUUAGCAUCCUACUGGAAGUGCUUUGAAAGUGGGUUGUUUUGAUCUUUAUUGCCUAAGAGUGGGGAGAUCCAGAAUACUUGGCAAUGCUGUUAACCGUAGAUGCCCCAUGCAGGUCCCUAUAAAGGGCUUCACCUGUCAGACUCUGAAUUCAAGAUCAAAACUGAUUCAACGUAGACAAUGCCACAAAAGUGCUUCAAGCGGGAACCAGCGACACAGACUUUUUAAUUUAUGUGAUGACUUUGUUCACCAUCUGCAGUAUUUUUUAAACUAUGUGAACAAAUGUAAGAUUGUAUGUUUGCUUUUAAAAAAAACAUUAAUGUGGGAAUUUAUUCUCAUGAGAUUACAGGUACUGGUGACCAAGCUCUAAAUGUCUGAAAAUGUGCGUAUUCUAUAUACUGUGUACCAUGAGUUUAGAACGACUCUUGGUUUCUUAAGUGGAAACAUGCUGCAAGCAAGCAUGUGUACCUUCAUUCUUGUAGCUUUGUGUCUUUAAAUGCCCUUAAAUUUGCAGCUUAGAAUAAAACUGUCUGAGAACACUCCUAUUUAUAAUAAACUAUCUGCAUAACAUUAUCCCA
Messenger RNA from Callorhinchus milii (elephant shark), 3247 nucleotides. RefSeq names its product chondroitin sulfate synthase 3. Gene Ontology annotation, molecular function: glucuronosyl-N-acetylgalactosaminyl-proteoglycan 4-beta-N-acetylgalactosaminyltransferase activity. Gene Ontology annotation, cellular component: Golgi cisterna membrane. The coding region runs from base 38 to 2530 and encodes 830 amino acids. The transcript has 3 exons. The record is from RefSeq and is a predicted model, not a curated record. NCBI's taxonomy places the organism in Eukaryota, Metazoa, Chordata, Chondrichthyes, Chimaeriformes, Callorhinchidae.